AUGAGCGGGGAUAAGAUGACGCGGAGUGCAACACGCGGUUUCGGCCCCCUUCCAGCACACUGGCUGUCGGAGCAGUUCACUGUAGUGGAUGCUGGAUAUGGCCAAGUUGCUUUCUACAGCGCCAAGUGGGGCCGCUUCAUUAGACUGUCCGGGAGCAAGUUGAAGACCACUUCGAAGAGGGCCGCUACGAACCUGCCAAGCCACUGGGCUUCCCCGCGCUUCACGGUGCUUCCUGCAGGCCAUGGCACUUUUGUCUUCCACAACACCGACGAAAAUCGCAUGAUCCGAAUGACGGACAAGGUCAUGGGCAGCAGCGCCACAAAGGAUCCCCAGGACUUGCCAGACAGCUGGAGCUGGGAGCGCUUCAAGAUCGUCGUGGUCAGCGAGGCCACGCAGAAGGCCGAGGAUGUGAGCUGGAGCUUUGACUUAGCCAUGGUCCCAGAGACGGCAACCGAAAGUGUAAGAAAGUGUAAGCAAGAAUUCUGGCUUCCGAUCAUGGAGAUCCGGCAGCGCUGCUUGCCAGCGUAA
This is a messenger RNA of Symbiodinium necroappetens, 528 nucleotides long. The record is from the annotation of a GenBank genome assembly. NCBI's taxonomy places the organism in Eukaryota, Dinophyceae, Suessiales, Symbiodiniaceae.